AUGUACCAGAAAUCGCUCCUCUUGGCUACCGCUCUUCUAGGCUCUCAUGCCCGAGGUGCUGUGCUCCCUCGCGCAAGCAUUGACCAUGAUGCCGUCGUGGGAUUCGACCAGACGGUCCCCAGCGGUACCACUGGUGAGGUCUACCUGGCUUACCAACCGGAUCUGUAUGUGGUCAAUGGAUGCGUGCCAUUCCCAGCGGUAGAUGCCGAGGGUAAUACGAAUGCCGGCCUCGAGCCUACGGGGGACUCUAGUGGAAAUUGUUCUAGCAGUACCGGACAAAUCUAUGUGAGAGGCGGCACAUCCGGGGACUAUUAUGCCCUCAUGUACUCUUGGUACUUCCCCAAAGACGAGCCAUCCACUGGCCUAGGUCAUCGCCAUGAUUGGGAGGGUGUUAUUGUCUGGUUGUCCGAUUCCACGUCCACGUCCGCUGAUAAUAUCGUGGCGGUUUGCCCGUCCGCACAUGGUGGCUGGGACUGUUCGACAGACGGUUACACACUUGAUGGCACCAGCCCCUUGAUUCAAUACUACAGUGUCUGGCCCGUGAAUCAUCAAUGUGGGCUGACAACCACUGUCGGCGGUACACAACCCCUGAUCGCCUGGGAGAGUCUUCCUACUGCUGCGAGUACAGCAUUGGAAGACACGGACUUUGGAGACGCCAAUGUCCCAUUCAAGGAUGCAAACUUCUCAUCCAACCUCGAAAAGGCCAGUUUUUGA
This is a messenger RNA of Aspergillus caelatus, 714 nucleotides long. RefSeq names its product NPP1 family protein. Bases 1 to 714 code for a protein of 237 amino acids. The record is from RefSeq and is a predicted model, not a curated record. The transcript is spliced from 2 exons. Lineage: Eukaryota; Fungi; Ascomycota; Eurotiomycetes; Eurotiales; Aspergillaceae.